AUGUCCACACCCUCAUCAGACUACAUGUCCACACCCUCAUCAGGCCACAUGUCCACACCCUCAUCAGGCCACAUGUCCACACCCUCAUCAGGCCACAUGUCCACACCCUCAUCAGGCUACAUGUCCACACCCUCAUCAGGCUACACGUCCACACCCUCAUCAGGCCACACGUCCACACCCUCAUCAGGCCACACGUCCACACCCUCAUCAGGCCACACGUCCACACCCUCAUCAGGCCACACGUCCACACCCACAUCAGGCUACAUGUAUAAAACCCCAUCAGGCUACACGUACACACCCCCAUCAGGCUACAUGUAUAAAACCCCAUCAGGAUACACGAAUAAAACCCCAUCAGGCUACACGUCCACACCCCCAUCAGGCUACAUGUAUAAAACCUCAUCAGGCUACAUGUAUGAAACCCCAUCAGGCUACAUGUAUAAAACCCCAUCAGGCUACAUGUAUAAAACCCCAUCAGGCUACACGUCCACACCCCCAUCAGGCUACACGUAUAAAACCCCAUCAGGCUACAUGUAUAAAACCCCAUCAGGCUACACGUCCACACCCCUAUCAGGCUACAUGUAUAAAACCCCAUCAGGCUACACGUAUAAAACCCCAUCAGGCUACACAUAUAAAACCCCAUCAGGCUACAUGUAUAAAACCCCAUCAGGCUACAUGUAUAAAACCCCAUCAGGCUACAUGUAUAAAACCCCAUCAGGCUACACAUAUAAAACCCCAUCAGGCUACAUGUAUAAAACCCCAUCAGGCUACACGAAUAAAACCCCAUCAGGCUACAUGUAUAAAACCCCAUCAGGCUACACGUAUAAAACCCCAUCAGGCUACAUGUAUAAAACCCCAUCAGGCUACAUGUAUAAAACCCCAUCAGGCUACAUGUAUAAAACCCCAUCAGGCUACAUGUAUAAAACCCCAUCAGGCUACACGUAUAAAACCCCAUCAGGCUACAUGUAUAAAACCCCAUCAGGCUACACGUACACACCCCCAUCAGGCUACAUGUAUAAAACCCCAUCAGGCUACAUGUAUAAAACCCCAUCAGGCUACAUGUAUAAAACCCCAUCAGGCUACACGUAUAAAACCCCAUCAGGCUACACGGCUACAUGUAAAACCCCAUCAGGCUACACGUCCACACCCCCAUCAGGCUACACGUAUAAAACCCCAUCAGGCUACAUGUAUAAAACCCCAUCAGGCUACAUGUAUAAAACCCCAUCAGGCUACACGUCCACACCCCCAUCAGGCUACACGUAUAAAACCCCAUCAGGCUACACGUAUAAAACCCCAUCAGGCUACACGUAUAAAACCCCAUCAGGCUACACGUAUAAAACCCCAUCAGGCUACAUGUAUAAAACCCCAUCAGGCUACACGUCCACACCCCCAUCAGGCUACACGUAUAAAACCCCAUCAGGCUACACGUAUAAAACCCCAUCAGGCUACACGUAA
Messenger RNA from Oncorhynchus keta (chum salmon), 1452 nucleotides. RefSeq names its product prisilkin-39-like. Bases 1 to 1452 code for a protein of 483 amino acids. The record is from RefSeq and is a predicted model, not a curated record. Lineage: Eukaryota; Metazoa; Chordata; Actinopteri; Salmoniformes; Salmonidae. The transcript has a single exon.